AUGGACGCCGCGACCAUCGAGGAGACGAACCGCAUUCGCGUGUCGCUGGGCAUGAAGCCCUUGCCUGUGCCUGGCGCCGCUCCCGCACCCGCUGAAUCACGACGCGACAGAUCUGGUUCCGACGACGAGGAAGCACCCAGCACACUCGAAAGCCGACAGGCGCAGGCCUACGACAACUAUACAAAGGUUCGCGAAGCCGAAGCCGCGAAGCGCAAACGGGAGGAACGCGCAGCCGCCCUGAAGAGGGAACGAGAUACCGCCCAGCGUUUCGCAUCUUUGGAAGGCAAGGGUCUUGGUGAAGAAGAUGACGGAGGCGACGUCGACGCGAAGGCCUGGUUGAAGGCGCAGAAGAAGAGGCAAAAGGCUAUCGAGAAAGCGAGGAAGCUGGAGGAGGAACAGGCUGCUGCUGAAGCGGCUGCACUCGCCGCAAUUGAGUACACUUCCAAGGACCUGGCUGGAGUCAAGGUGGCGCACGAGCUGGACAACUUCCUCGAUGGCGACGAGCAAAUUUUGACCCUGAAGGACUCGACUAUCGAUCAAAACGAGGAGGACGGUGAUGAGCUAGAGAACUUGGACCUGAAGGCACGGGAGAAGCUGCAAGAGACACUAGAUUUGAAGAAAAAGAAGCCAGCGUACGACGUUCAUGCGACAGCCGAUGGGGCCGAGCGCGGUAUCCUUCAACAAUACGACGACGAGAUCUACGGCAAGAAGGCGAAGAAAUUCACACUCGAUGGAUCCGGGGCGAUAGCAGAGCUGGGUGAUAUCUUGGGAGAGGCGUCGGAAAAGGCGAAGAUGCUGAAGAGCAUCAAUCUAGAUGAUGUCGUCCAAGACCCCCCCACUUCAGAUUACAUCGACAUUUCCGAGAUUAAGGUCAAGAAGCCCAAGAAGAAGAAGUCCAAGUCAACAAGACAGAAGCCGGUCGAUGAGGAUGACAUCUUCCCUACUGAUGUGGCAGCAGCCGAGGACGAUCUGAUGGAUGUUGAUUCCGGCGCAAUGGCCCUUAAGAAGAAGCGUAAAGUCGAGGAUGACAACUUUGUCGACGACGAAGACCUACAGGCUUCUCUAGCAAUCCAGCGCAAGAGCGCUUUGAAGAAGAGGAAGAGGACUCGCCCCGAGGAUAUCGCGAGGCAACUGAAAGGACAGGUCGACGAACCUGACAACGAGGCGCAAAGCGGCGGUGUGGUGAUUGAUGAGAUUUCCGAAUUUGUGUCGGCAUUGAAGAAGCCUGAUGAGGAGGAGGAACGCAAGCCGAAGAGGUCGAAGGCCGUCGAGGAGGCCGUCACAGCAAUGGAUGAUUCGGAUGAUGAGGACCAUCCCAUGGGCGACGACUCACAUCCAGAACGCGAGGAGUCUGUCGACAGAGCAAGAGCGGGAUCUACAGACAUCGCAACAACAGGAGUCGACGAGGAAAAGACGAUCAACGCAGGUGUUGGCUCUGCUUUGGCUUUGCUGAGAGAGCGUGGCAUCCUGAAGGAUUCGCACGGCGCCAAGCUCAAUAUGAGCGAGAGGCAGAGAAGCGAGUUCCUGGCAGAAAAGAAGCGCAUCGAAAGAGAGCAGGAUGAGCGUGCCAGGAUGCAACGUGAGCGCGACAGAAACAGCGGCCGCCUCGAUGCCAUGUCCACCCGAGAUAGGGAAGAGCGUGCUCGACAAGCGAACGCACACCGCGAGUUGCAGGCGUCUCGCGCCGUCGACGAGCUUUUCAAAAAGGGAUACAAGCCUAACGUCGAGCUCAAGUACGUUGACGAUCACGGCAGAACUCUGGACCAGAAGGAGGCGUUCAAGCACAUGAGUCACCAGUUCCACGGCAAGGGCAGCGGCAAGGGCAAGACCGACAAGCGACUCAAGAAGAUUGAAGACGAGAAGCGACGCGAGGCGCAGAGCGUCCUCGACUCGAGCGAGAAUGCAAACAUGAGUUCGUCAGCGGCGAAACGGCGCGAGGCCGGUGUUCGAUUACAAUAA
This is a messenger RNA of Colletotrichum chrysophilum, 1959 nucleotides long. RefSeq lists its product as uncharacterized. NCBI's taxonomy places the organism in Eukaryota, Fungi, Ascomycota, Sordariomycetes, Glomerellales, Glomerellaceae. Gene Ontology annotation, cellular component: U4/U6 x U5 tri-snRNP complex. The transcript is spliced from 2 exons. The record is from RefSeq and is a predicted model, not a curated record. Gene Ontology annotation, biological process: mRNA cis splicing, via spliceosome; maturation of 5S rRNA. The coding region runs from base 1 to 1959 and encodes 652 amino acids.